UCCCAGCGUCCCCAGCUCCUGGGCCGGCUCUGCACAUUCCCCCACUGCCUCUCGCCCUCCCCUGUCUCCUCCUCCUCUCGGGUGUGGACAGCCCCCCCCACCCCAGCCAGGCAGAUCGGCGAUUCCCCUCCCUGCCCUCCCAGCUGCCUCUGCCGUCCGGGCUGCCUCCAGAGCCGAGGAGCUGCAGACAGGUAGGCAGCGGAUCUCUCCCUCCCUGCACCUCUGACCUUGCAACUGGGCUCAGCCCUCUUCUCUGGGGAGGGGGCAGGGAAUGGGCAGGUUCUAUCGUCCUCUGGCGGGACGCCCCCCUUUCCCCCGCCCACACACCUUUCCUGCCCAUCCCUCCCUCCCAGCCCGGCGGAGGGCUGUGAGAUGCUGAGGGUGGCUGACUGCGCCGCGGCCCAAAGACUUCCACUUCCUUAGGCUGCCCCGAUCCCUUCCCCCUCUGGGGUUCACAGCCCCUCUGGAGGGGGCUGCCCGUCACCCCCACACACCUGAGCAGCUCGAGAUCCCGCUCCCCCAUGCCACUCUCUGCAGGCCUGAGCUUUGGUCCAGUUCGCCUUUGCUGAUUUCAGGUGCGGCAAGGCGCCCAGGAUUAUGGCAUCUUCCUCCUGCUCCUUGUCCCCUUUCUUUUUCUUCUGUGUCCUGGUUCUCUCUGACAUCUGCCCAGUGGGAUCCCUGGACUCUGGCACCCAGGACAAAAACAUCCCAGAGAAUAAAAACAACCUGCAAAACGAGGAGCUGUGGCAGCAUCAGCCCAGAGCAGGGCACCACCGCAGGCAUGGUGGAGCCAAGAAGGACAGGGCCCAUGGCAUGACUUCCAGAGGGCAGGUGUCUGGAGAGGAGGCCCUCAGGCUGGCAAGUGGGACUCCAGCUGGGGAGGACCAGGGAGCAAUCCAGCGGCCCGCUGCCCUGAAGCAGCAGAAGGACGUGUUUCUGGGCUUUGAGUUCCCAUAUCCUGAGAGAGGGAACCAGUCCCCGGGGUCGGAGAGGGGGAAGAAGCAGAACCGGGAGCACCGGCGGCACAGCCGCAGGGAAAGGCUGAAACAACAAAGAGGCAAAGGCCCUGACCCUGGGCCAAGCUCGCUGUAUAAGAAGCCUGAAAACUUUGAGGGGCAGUUUCAAAACCUGCAGGUGGAGGAAUUCACGGGUCUGGCUUCCACGGUGCUCCUCUUCACCACGCUGGAGACAGCAACUUCUACUGAGGAACCACCAGCUCUUCCAGCCGCAUCCCUUCGGCCCCAGGCCCGUGUCAGGCAAGAUGGGGACGUGAUGCCUACCCUGGAUAUGGCUCUGUUUGAUUGGACAGAUUAUGAAGACCUCAAGCCAGAAAUGUGGCCAUCUGCCAAGUGGAAAGAGAACCACCGUAGUAAGAGCCCCAGCAGUGGGAAUGAAACCAUGGCAGCUGAAGGAGAACCAUGUGACCAUCACCUUGACUGCCUCCCAGGAUCCUGCUGUGACUUGCGUGAGCACCUCUGCAAACCGCACAAUCGAGGCCUUAAUAACAAAUGUUAUGAUGACUGCAUGUGCACUCAAGGGCUACGUUGCUACGCCAAAUUUCACCGGAACCGAAGAGUGACCCGGAGGAAAGGGCGUUGUGUGGAGCCGGAGUCAGCCAGCGGUGAUCAGGGAUCAUUCAUUAACGUGUAGAAGAGGGCAGAGAUUCAUUUCCAGCCUGGAGGGCCAGGGAUGAGUUAUUUAUAACUAGCAGUGUGGGGGGGUGGGGAAUAUCUACCAAAUGAUUGAAGCUGCAGGCUCUGACCGGGCAGGGCCCCAACAAGACUGAUUCUGGUGAUGAGAUGAGGGUAGUGGUUCUCCACCUUUUCUAUCCCAGGAUCACCACCCCCCGGACAUCUGUCCCAUCGCGCUGGGACCCCCCUCUCCCAUCUAGCAGAGUGAUUGGGGCCCCCAACACCAGUUCAUGACCCUUGAGUUGAGAACCUCUGAAACAGGGGAAAGGGGCCUUAUAUCCUCUCUGCUGAGAGGGAAAGAGAAUUCAAAACUCUCUUCUCACUGCAGCUGAAGUUGCCUCCUUUAGGUUGAAUGGAAGCCAGGGCUUAAGUCUUUCGUCUUGGUUAUUUCUUGUGAGAAGACUGGGAGGAGCUGCCCUAGGAAUCCUGGGUUCUGGGACAGGUGGGCGGGUGUCCUUGUUCUCUCCUGCUUGAAACCUACAUGAGAGAUCAGAGAAAAUAACCAGGAAUUGGAAACCCAAACCGGACCAUUGUGUGGGACAUGCCCAUUCUCUGCAGACCUGAAAUUCUUGCUUUCCCCUAUGGCUCAUCGCCUACAACCAGUCGGAUUCUUUCUUCUCUACCUAGGAUUGUGGGGCAGUGAUGCACGGCUAAGCAGUGCUUUAUUGAUAGCCCGCGCCACACACUAGACAAACACCCGCCUUCACUGGUGACUCUGUCCAGAACCCACACCUCAGUGUCUGCGUGGGGUAAUUUGGAAGAUAAGAACCUGAACCUCAGCAGGUGUAUGUGGCUGCUGCUCCAUUGACUUCAAGGGAGUUGGGCCCAUUUUACACCACCUGAGGA
Molecule: messenger RNA, 2537 nt
Organism: Chelonoidis abingdonii (Abingdon island giant tortoise)
Lineage: Eukaryota; Metazoa; Chordata; Testudines; Testudinidae
Source: RefSeq, a predicted model, not a curated record